Molecule: messenger RNA, 10809 nt
Organism: Cydia splendana
Lineage: Eukaryota; Metazoa; Arthropoda; Insecta; Lepidoptera; Tortricidae
Product: ankyrin-1-like
Exons: 36
Coding region: 16-7848 (2610 amino acids)
Biological process (GO): lipid transport; lipoprotein metabolic process
Cellular component (GO): extracellular region
Molecular function (GO): protein binding; lipid binding
Source: RefSeq, a predicted model, not a curated record
CCCGCGAGUGCCGCCAUGGCGGUGUGGUGCGGCGCGCGCAUCCUGCCGCUAGAGCGCCGCGUCUACUCCAUCACGCUCGUGAUAGACCCGAACACAGCGUUCCUGCGAGCGGCGCGCGCCGGACAACUCGAAACCGUCGUUGAUCUCCUCGAGUCAGGGGCGGUCAAAGACAUCAACACUAGCAAUUCGAAUGGCCUGAAUGCGCUACACUUGGCAGCUAAAGAUGGCCACAUUGCAGUGGUCGAGGAGCUCCUCAAACGUGGUGCCAUCGUGGACGCAGCUACAAAGAAAGGCAACACAGCCCUACACAUAGCAUGCCUAGCGGGCCAGGAGCCGGUGGCGCGGGCGCUGCUCGGCGCAGGCGCCAAGGCAGAUGCUCAGUCUGCUGCUGGCUUCACUCCACUAUACAUGGCAGCGCAGGAGAACCAUGCUGGUUGUGUGAAGAUGCUGUUAGCUGCGGGUGCUAGUCAGACACUAGCCACUGAGGAUGGCUUCACCCCCUUAGCUGUGGCCAUGCAGCAGGGGCACGACCGCGUGGUCGCCGAGUUACUAGAAUCUGACACGAGGGGCAAAGUGCGCUUGCCUGCCCUGCAUAUUGCUGCUAAGAAGAACGACGUCAAAGCUGCCACAUUAUUGCUAGAAAACGAACACAACCCCGACGCCUGUUCCAAGUCCGGAUUCACACCGCUACACAUAGCCGCCCACUACGGGAACGUCGGUGUGGCCAAAGCUUUACUCGCCGCCGGUGCCGACUCGGGCAGAGCAGCGAAACAUAAUAUCACACCACUGCAUGUUGCUAGCAAGUGGGGACAGCUGGCUAUGGUCGAUUUACUGGUAGAAAAUGGUGCAAACAUUGCCGCUGUUACGAGAGACGGCCUCACCCCGCUGCACUGCGCUGCGCGCUCCGGACACAGCAACGUCGUGUCGCGGCUGUUACAACACGGUGCCCCCAUCACGAGCAAAACGAAGAACGGGCUAACGCCUCUCCACAUGUCCGUCCAAGGCGAACACGUAGAGACGGCGAAAGUCCUCCUCACCGAGGGUGCCCCUAUCGAUGACGUCACCGUAGACUACCUAACAGCUUUACACGUUGCUGCGCACUGUGGACACGUCAAAGUAGCCAAGCUGCUUCUCGACAGGAACGCAGACGCCAACGCUAGAGCUCUGAACGGUUUCACUCCUUUACACAUCGCCUGCAAGAAGAAUAGGCUCAAGGUCGUUGAGCUGCUGCUCAAAUAUGGUGCCAGUAAAUCAGCGACCACAGAAUCCGGCCUGACGCCCCUCCACGUGGCGUCGUUCAUGGGCUGCAUGAACAUCGCCCUGGUGCUGGUGGGCGCGGGCGCGGAGGCGGACGCGGGCACGGCGCGCGGGGAGACGCCGCUGCACCUGGCCGCCCGGGCGCACCAGACCGACCUGGUGCGGGUGCUGCUGCGGAACAACGCUAAGGUGGAAGCCCGAGCACGAGAAGGGCAGACCCCUCUCCACGUAGCAGCACGUCUUGGCCACGGCGAUAUCGCUGCGUUGCUGUUACAACAUGGCGCCGAUGUUGCUGCAGCUACCAAGGACCAUUACACGCCGCUACACAUCGCAGCUAAAGAAGGCAAAGAAGAAGUAGCCUCCAUCCUACUCGACAACAACACGCCAAUCGAAGCCGAGACCCGCAAAGGUUUCACACCCCUGCACCUCGCGGCCAAAUAUGGCGACAUCGGAGUAGCCCGGCUCCUACUCGCCAGGGGCGCGCAACCGGACGCGCCAGGGAAAAGCCACAUCACACCUCUACACAUGGCUACUUAUUACGGACAUCCAGAUAUCGCGUUGCUUCUCUUGGAUAAAGGUGCCUCGCCGCACUCGCUCGCCAAGAACGGACAUUCAGCGCUGCAUAUUGCCUGUCGGCACAACCAUCCUGACAUCGCGUUCGCGCUGCUUGAACACGACGCGGACCCGGGCGUGAAGUCUAAGGCCGGGUUCACACCGCUGCACAUGGCGGCCCAAGAAGGGCAUGAGGACUGCGUUGAGAUGCUGAUCGAGAGGGGGGCUGAUGUCAACGUGCCGGCCAACAAUGGCCUAACUCCAGUGCACCUGGCCGCCUCCGAAGGCCGCACCGCCGUCCUGAAGGCGCUGCUGGGCGCCGGCGGGCAGUGCGGCGCGCGCACCCGCGACGGCUACACGCCGCUGCACGCCGCCGCGCACCACGGCCACCACGCGGCCGCCAGGGCGCUAGUGGAGGCGGGCGCCGAUGUCACAGCGAGGGCUCAACAUGGGUUCACGCCCCUGCACCAAGCGUCGCAGCAAGGCCACACGCUCAUCAUUCAGCUACUGCUCAAGAGUAACGCUGAUCCGAACGCACUCUCCGCUAACGGGCAGACGGCGUGUGCCAUCGCUGAUCGUCUUGGCUACAUCAGCGCUGUGGAAGCCCUGCGUCCUGUCACCGAGAAUACUCUUAGCCAAGCCGUCGGUGACACUGGUGGUUUGGAGGGCAAAUACCGAGUGGCUGCGCCAGAACUCAUGCAGGACACCUUCAUGAGCGAUUCCGAGGACGAAGGAGGAGAAGUCGAGUGCCCAAUUCAGCAGCAGCAGCAAUACCGCUACAUGAACAGCGAAGCCGGCACCCUGCACCGGGCGCGGCCCCUCGAGGACUCCGUCACGGACGGCCACCUCUACCCCAGCAACAAUGACAAGAAGGUGGCCACCAUCGACCGGCAGCCGCUCGACAUCGGAUUCCUGGUGUCGUUCGUGGUGGACGCGCGUGGCGGGGCCAUGAAAGCCAAGCGGCGCGGCGGCGUGCGCAUCGUCGUCCCGCCCGCCGCCUGUGCGGCCCCCACCCGAGUUACAUGCCGAGCGGCGACGCGCCGCGCGCCGGCCGCGGCGCCGCCGCCGCUGAUGGAGGGCGAGGCGCUGGCGUCGCGCGCGCUGGAGCUGCAGCCGCAGGGCGCCAAGUUCCUGGCGCCCGUAAUAAUCGAGGUGCCUAUCUUCACAUCGUCGUGCAAAGAGCGAGAGAUCGUAAUCCUACGAUCAGACACCGGCGACACGUGGCAGGACCACUAUCUGCACAAUAAUGACAACCCUAUGAUACAGGAAGCGUUACAUCGCGAACGACUUGAACACGGCACUUCUGGCGAAACACUGGGCGAAAAUGGCGAACGAGUGACCAGAAUUAUCACCUGCGACUUCCCGCAUUACUUGGCUGUCGUUUCCCGCGUUCGACAAGAGGUUCACAUCAUCGGGCCAGAGGGCGGCACUGUGUCCAGCUCUCAUAUACCACAGGUCCAAGCGCUAUUCCCACCGCAAGCGCUCACAAAACGCAUCCGCGUCGGCGUGCAAGCGCACGGCGCACCAGCCGCUCUGUGCAAGCGAGCGCUACCGCGACACGUCGCAGUGGCUCCGGUUAUUACUGUGGAACCGAGACGGAGGAAGUUCCAUCGCUCCAUCACGCUCACAUCACCGCUGCCCAAGACCGAGAAUGGACCCCAUGACAAGCAAUCCACGUCAACCCUGCGACUGCUGUGUUCCAUCAUGGGCGGACAGGCGCGCGCUGUAUGGGAGGACGUCACUGGUUCCACGCCAUUGACGGUUACUGAUGAUUGCGGAUCGUUCACUACCACCGUCUCGGCCAGAUUCUGGUUGAUGAAUUGUCAAAACGUCAGCGAUGCCACCAAAUUAGCGACUGAACUUUACAAGGAGAUGUUGUUGGUGCCAUUCGAGGUCCGUAUCGUGGUGCUGGGCAAGAGGCUGGACGCGCUGGAAGGCAGGCUGCUGGUGCUGUACAUCACCGAUAGAUACGCGUACGAGACUCUGUUGCAGCAGGAGCACUACACGGAGGUGGCGCACUCCACGUCAGUCAAGUUCCUGGACAGCAAGGAGGUGUACCUGGAGUUCAGCGGGAACCUGGUGCCGGUCACCAAGUCCGGCUCGCAGCCCAUGUUCAAGUUCGAGGCGUUCAAGGACAACCGCGUGGAGUUCCCGGUGCGAGUAAAGCAUCACGAGGAGAGCCCCUCCGGACGUAUUUACUUCAUGAACGAACCUAAGGUGCCGAAGGGCGAGCAGUCUCAGACGCCGGCGUGCGUGCUGGACGUGGAGCUGCCCGAGAGGAUCGCGCCGCGCGCCGGCAAGAGCCAGGUCGACUGCCUCAACCUCGACCAGUCCGGUUUCGACGCGCUCAAGGACGAACUGAGCUUCCACAGCUGGGACCACCACCAUCACCACGGGCCCAUCGCGCCGCCACCGCCGCCGCCUCUCAACGGACACACGGACGACGACUUGAUUAUUACGAACGGCGACGUGAAAUAUCCUACUAGGGACUCCGAAGAUGCAGUCAUCAGACCACAACCCAACGGUGACACCAAUCACGUCGACUCAAACAAAGUCAAAGCCACAUUCGAUUCCGAUGAGGACAAAACUCCCAUGAACACCCUCGAGAAAGGCGACAAGGAGAAGGGAAAGAAGAAGGAGGGCUUCCUCGGGGGCCUCGCCGACAAGGUUAAACACGUCUUCAGCCACAGCCAGGACGAGGACGACAAAGACUCCCCCAAACCCAAACCCAGAGAGUCCAAAGAAAAGAGCCCACCGAAACAAAAGAAAGACAAGAACUCACCAAAACGAGAAGACAAAGAAAAGAGCCCGCCUAAACAACAGAAAGAAAAAACUCCUAAACCCGAAGAAAAAGAAAAGACCCCACCCAAACCUGCCCCUAGAAUCAUUAGCGAAGACUUACUCGAAAAAGUCGAUGAUAUAUUCAAGGAUCUCAAAACGAAACCGCAUCAAAAGGACAAAGAAGAAGAUCUCAACAGUGAAGUGUACACAACUCGCCUAGUUGUUGAUGAAGAUAGACCAGCAAACUUGCAGAAUAUUACUGAAGAAGUGUAUGAGCAAUACGCUAAUAUGCAGCCGGUAGAAACGCCCAUGCGAGUUCCCAAGAUAGAUCCCUUCGCGUACCCUACAGUGUGCUGCGAUGGCCCCAAGGGACCCAAACAUAGUCACGAAGAAACCUCUACCUUACUCGACCAAAUUGAGCAAGCUAAAUUCGCCGCGCAUGAAAAGUUACAUGACGUUGGUGACAAAGUACAAAGCAAUGUGGAUGAAGGUGUUGCUAAGGUGGGACAACAAAAAGAUAAGUUGCAGCGCCAAGCCUCAGAAUUAAAAGACGAUCUAAUCAUCAAAGAAGAAAACUUUAUAAAGAGUGCUAAAGAUCACGCUAAUGACGCCAAACAAGCAACCGAAGACAGUAUUAACAAGCUCGAGGAAUCCGCGCAUAAAGCUCACGACGACAUUAACGCUAAGGCUACAGAUAUCCAAUCGAAUGUUGCCGACGAAUUUGACAACUUUAAUUCCUCAGCAAACAACGCCUAUGAGAAUGUCGCUUUUGCUGUAGGAGAUACUAAAAAUAAUUUGAUUAACAAAGCUCAUACAUUGGAUUUCCUUGCGCAAGAACAAGCGGAAGAGCUAAAGAACAGAGGACAUGAGCAGAUGUCGCAAAUGGGACAAAAGGCGAAAGAAGGCGCUAAUGCUGUCAGCGACACCUUCCACGCAGUACAAGAUAAUGUUAACCACAAAGCCCAGGAUCUAAAAGCAGGUGCUAAAGAAACCGCCGAUAAUAUAAAAGAUAAAACGAACGAAAAAUUACACGACCUUGGUGAAUCGAUAGACAGUGCUAAAGAGAAAGCCGAAGAGACCGCUGCUGAUCUUAAGUCUAAAGCGGGAAAAGAAAAAGACAAAGCGAAGAAAGAGGCUAAGAAAGCCAAGAAAGAAGGCAAGAACUUUAUUUCUGGCCUAGUAAGCAACAUUUUCGGUGAGAAAGAAAAGAUCGAAAAGGAAGUGAAAGGAAAAGUUGCCGAAGGAAAAGAUGCAGCUAACAACCUGUUAGAUGAAGCGUCGGCUAAAAAAGACGAAAUCAAGGAAGCCGUUGAACAUAAACAUGAGGAACUAAAAGAUGGUGCUAAUCGCUUAGCUGAAAACGUAAACGACAAAGCUAAGGAAGCUGAAAAGGCGUUACACGAUAAAAAAGAUGAGUUACAGAAAGCGGCACAUGACAAAAAGGAACAAGUUAAACAAGCGGCCCAAGAAGUCGGCGAUGCUUUACACAAUAAAACUCAAGAGGUCAGUCAGGCCAUCCACCACAAGAAAGAAGAGGUCGGUAAGGCUGUAAGUGACAAAAAACAAGAAAUCGCUAACGCUGUCCACGAUACUACAGAACAGGUCGGCAAAGCUAUUAGUGAUAAAAAGGAAGAAGUCGGGCAGACUAUUCAUGACAAAAAGGAAGCUAUUCAGGACAAGGCACAAGAGAUUGGCAAAGCUAUUAACGAUAAAACGCAGGAGGUUUCUAGUGCAGUUAAAGACAAGGCUAACGAAGUAAGCACGGCAAUUCACGAUAAGAAGGAUGCGGCAGCACACGCGGCUCACGAAUUCGGUCAAGCUGUUCAAGACAAAACGCAAGAAGUUUCCAACGCUGUUCAUGAUAAGGCUCACGAAGUUGGCUCAGCCAUCCAUGAUAAGAAGGAUCAGGUUUCACACGCUGCCCACGAAUUCGGUGAAGCUGUUCACGACAAAACACAAGACGUCUCGAAUGCUGUUCAUGAUAAAGCUCACGAAGUUGGCUCAGCGAUCCAUGAUAAGAAGGAUCAGGUUUCACACGCUGCCCACGAAUUCGGCCAGGCUGUUCAUGACAAAACGCAAGACGUUUCGAAUGCUGUUCAUGAUAAGGCGCACGAAGUUGGCUCAGCGAUCCAUGAUAAGAAGGAACAAGUUUCACAUGCUGCUCACGAAUUCGGUGAAGCUGUUCAUGGCAAAACGCAAGAAGUUUCGAAUGCUGUUCAUGAUAAGGCACACGAAGUUGGCUCAGCCAUUCACGACAAAGCAUCAGAACUAGGAAACGCGGUGCACGACAAAAAGGAAUCUGUAGAAAACGCUAUCCACGACAAGAAAGCACAAGUACAAAAUGUUGCAGAAUCAGAAAUGGGUAGAAUAAGACAAACCGCCGAACAAACUACUGAACAAAUCAAGAAAUCAGCCGAAGAUACAAUCAACGCUGCUGCUGACAAAAAAGCAGAAUUACAAUCGAACCUGUCAAAUAAAUUCGACGACCUACAAAAGCAAGGGCACGAUGAUUUACAACACAUCCGAAACGCCACAAGCGAUAAGGUUGGCGAUCUACAGCAGGCGUCUAAAAACGCGUUCGACCACGUUCAAGACUCGGCCUUAAGUACUUUCGAUAGAGUCGAAAGUUCAGCUAAGGACAAAGUGAGCGACGCGAGAGACCAAUGGGAAGAUUUGCAGAGUUCCACCAGAGAUACUUAUGCUGAUUUCAGAGAUGACGUUCACGGUUUAGAAAGUUCCGCGCAAGACACGCUACACAGCUUCCAAAGUUCCGCUGGAAACACGUUUGAUAGCUUAGAUGAUUCGGCAAAGGAAUUCUUGGGUGGUGUUCAGAGCUCGACGCAAAGUUUCGAGAAUAAUUCUAAAGAGCUCUUUGGUGAUAUGAAGGAGUCUUUUGAGGGCUUCCAAGUCUCGGCUGAAAAUCAAUUGGAGGAUGUGAAAGGGGCUGCUAAACAGAGGUUGGAGGACAGUAAGGGUGCGGCGGCGGAGAGGCUAGAGGAUGUUAGCGAGAGACUCGAGGGGGUGAGGGAGGGGGCGAAGGAGGGAGGACAGGCGGUGGGGGACGCGGUGGCCAACGAGGCGGACAAAUUCACGAGCAGUCUUAACGAUUUGGGCAACUCCGUGUUUGGAUCUUCGGGCAAAGGUUUCAUGAAGGAUUCCAGCACAAAAUUAUUAGAAUCGGAGAAAGCGCAGUCCUCGCCCUCACCACACAAAAAGGGCUCAGGGAUACCGAAGCUAAAGAAAAAGGGGCGCAAGUAACUGCGGCGACGAACGAUUUUUUUCUCCAAGCUACGGCGCAGUCCGUGAAGGCGACCAAUAGCAUCACUCCGCGGUUUUGAAACGAAAAGCGAUUGGCGGAUGGAUAGAAUGUAUGCUUUAAGUACGUUUUUAUUAGAUAGGGGUAUACUGCUUUAGACGUGUUGGCCCUUCCUGUAAGCUUCUUUAGAUCUAAGGAGACGUAAAAAAUAAUAUGUAUUUCACUAACAAUUUCUAUAAAAUUAGUGAUAAUAAUAUUAUGUUCAGCCAUUGUUAUUGAUUCAAUAAGAGCGAAAAUAAAAUGCAAACAUUGUUCGCGGUGGUAUGGUUACUUGUUAGAAUAUUGUAUCAAUACAGUUUUACAGCUAUCGUGAUAGGUGAUAGUUUCCCAAAUGGUUUUGUAACAUUUUAAUUAAAUAGCGACUUGAAAAGUUACCUACAAAAAUGUUACAAAUUAAUUUGGACGGUUUAUCGUUGAAGUGUUCAAAAAUGUAACCUGCCAUUGGUUUUUAAAUAAGUUUGAAGUUUUAUAGCGUUGAAUUUUAUAGGGUAGAUAUGGUUUAAGCAGAAUCGAAUACCUUGCCUUAAUCGUCAAUAGCAGGAAGUGAUAAGAUCAAUACACACCAGAUACGUAAAGCAGCAGGACUCUUUAUAAUGUAAUUUGUAUCACAUUAUUUGUAUUUUGUGACUUUAACAUAAUGCGUCGAACAUGCAACGCAAAUCAUACCAUACAAUAUAUAUAUAUCGCGUAUCUACGCAGGGACAAGAGCCGUGUUAUGUAUUAGAUGUGUAUGGGCCUUAAAUUAAAAGAAUCGUUGCGGUGUCGUGUAAAACUACAAAAAAAACUUCACAGAAUACACACAGCAAAUGGUUCAAUUUCUCGCAACUUUUAUACUUUAAUAAGACUACCAGUUGCCUUUACUCCCUCGACAAUAGCAAUUAAUUUCCCGCCUAUAAGAUUUUAAAUUGGUGUCUUAAUGUUUUGUUGUAUUGUGGAUAUGUGUUAAGUGCACACAAGUGUGCGGUGUGUCACAAGAAUGUUAUUUGUUCAUAUGGGUGCUUGGACGGAGGCCACAACUAAAGUUAUCUUUAAAUAAAUAUAAUCUUACUGUGGGACAAUGCAAGUAUACUAUUGUAAUGAAAGAGACUUGUAAAGGUUUUUAUAAAAAACCACACGUAAAUCACACAUAAAUGUGAUCUCUUUGAAGACUCAUAGCGAGCUCACUAGGUGGCUUUAUUAUAUUCGUAUAUCACAAAGCAUAAUAAAAAUAUGAGGUUUUCAAUUAAACUUAUUGUGUGGUAGAUCGAUGAAGAUUGUUAACUGCAUUCUUAUUGUAGAAACGCACAUUUGAAAGCUAAGAAUAAGUUGAUGAUUGCUUGAAAAUGUCCCUUAAGUAUAUUAGUUAUAUUGGACUAAUUGUCUAAUAUCUCGCUAAGUAACGCCAUCUACAAUCAUUAUUAGGAAUGCAAAUUGGUAUGAAGAUUUUCAGUUUUGUUAGUACAUCUCGCUACAAAUGCAUUUUACUUAAUUUACCAGGCUGACAUUUCAAAAAUGACAAUCAAAUGUCAGUCUUACUCAUCGAAAAUAGAACACAUGUUUGAAGUGCCGUAUGUGGGAAAUACCCUUAGCCUGGUGAAAGGUUAAAAACAGUUUAAGUAUGCCUUCGCUGCUAUUUACCUUUUUUUUCAUAUAAAUGAGAUUUUAAAUUAUACUAGCAUUGUCCCACUGUAUUUAAUAAAGUAAUACUAAGUAUAGCGUUAAAUUCAUACUUAUCACAGCUCACUACUCUACAUAUAGCGCACCGAUCGUAAACGUAUACUAUUUUACGAAAAAGCCAUCAUUUUAGACGGUACGUCGUUAAAUAGGCGUAGUAUAAAGUUAUAUUGUUUUAUAUGAUUGGAAUGCAUUUGUCUAUUUAUCCUCGUAAGGCCCAAGAUAUAGUUUAGUAAGCCUACUUAUUUUGUCCGUAGAAAAAGAAGCAAAGUUCAAAAUUUCUAUGGGAGAUGGAGUCAUCGUAACCCUAUAUUUUUAAAUAUUUUGUCAUCUUUUUUACUGACAGUGGGGUUUGUCAGACUAUAUUUCAGGCCGUUUCAUUAAUGCUCAGUGACCUAAAACAUAUAGGUAAUUUUAACAUUUUAGCUAUUUAAAUUGGAUACGAUUUAUAAUAAUAAAAUAGUUGUCCUAAAAAUAGGCCAGUGGGUCUUACGAGGCUAUUGUAAUAAAUAUUAAAUAAGAGACCUUUCGUGCUAAUUAUUUUUGCCUGGAAUGUUUAAACGUAUUUUCAACACUAUUGCGAACGAAAUACACUAACUAGUAUUUUUUAUUUUGCGUGAUGCGAAAAAAUAAUCCGAAAUAUACAUAUUGAUAUCAAUGACAACUCGUAUCUAUAAGUAAUAAUAAUCGUUUUGCACCAGUUUCACAUUUUGAACUUCUCUCACUUUUGAAAUUAUCAUGAUUUUUAUAAAUAAUGUAAUGCAGCGACAUCUCUAGCCAAUUUUUGUAACUACAUUAAUAAUAUGUAUCGGGUUGAGAGGCGGUACCUCAUUGUGGCGCACGUUACGCAAGCACGCAAGUCACGAAGGGUGGCCAAAUAGGGUUGUGAGUUAAGCCUCGAUCGAGUCUAAUUAAAAAUCGUGGCUUCAAGGCUUCUGUAAUGGUUUUACCCAGUCUAUAGAGGCUCAAUCUAUGGGCAGUCCCUAGAAAAAAAUAAACAUGCGUCUGUGUGCGUCCGUGUUACGCUGUGGGUUAUCGUUGAUGAACUUGUUUCACAUUUUAUAGGCCGAAAGGUCUCGUGUGCCGGGCGCGAUGCCUAUUCAUUUUAAAAUAUAGUAAAAUUUUGGAAAUACUGUGAUGCCAAAAUAUAAUGAAGAUUAUGUGUAAAGUUAAAUAGAGUUUUGUUAAUUUAUGAAUAGAGUUUAUCUUCAGUCUAUUUAUUGCUUUUAGUAAUAAAUAUAAUUGCGAAA